Hypomesus transpacificus is the source of this 3205-nucleotide messenger RNA. It is a transcript of the gene rskrb, whose product is annotated as ribosomal protein S6 kinase related b. Gene Ontology annotation, molecular function: protein serine/threonine kinase activity; ATP binding. The coding region runs from base 1040 to 2413 and encodes 457 amino acids. Lineage: Eukaryota; Metazoa; Chordata; Actinopteri; Osmeriformes; Osmeridae. The record is from RefSeq and is a predicted model, not a curated record. Gene Ontology annotation, biological process: protein phosphorylation. The transcript is spliced from 13 exons.
AUGGCUUUGCAUUAAACUAUUUGGUGGGAGGCUGCUGGGGUGGGUGCUGCGUUGCGGUUGCUUCUCACCCGAGUCCACUGACAAGCUGAUGCACCGACUGGCCACUAGAUGGCUUUCACUGACAACAAAUGGGUGAGGAUUGAGAGAAGUUCGGUACAAACUAACUAGAUAAAAGUUAGAGACACCUCAAACAACAACAAUCUUAUACCAGGUAUAGGUACGACUAUACUUGUAAGACCAAAAGGUCCAGAGAGCAGGGAACAGCUCCUACGUGUUCGCUUGGAUAGUGUCAGAUGCUGGGCUGAAAUCUGUGUGGACCACAUAGCUAACGCUGCCUACUAAAAGUGACCUGGGAACCUCCUUAUACCGUUUACUUUUCCUGGAAUAGAUGAUAGGGGUAGCUGAGAGUGUGUCACUGCCCAGCACAUUAUGAAUUAAUGUCCUGCAGAUGGAUUUAUUUUCGUCCGAAAAACAAUUCACUAAUGCACAGAUUAUGGGAAAAAGGUUUCAAAUUAUCCAAAAGGAUGAAGCGUCAGGUGUCAAAAUAAUUCAUUCACCUGGAUGUUAACUACGGUAUUAAUUUGUACCUAUUUGGAUCGGGCUAUUUAAAUCAUUCAGUACUUUUGUGACUUGAAGCAUCUCUUCUGAGCUAUAUGGGGUAGGGGUGUGUGUGCACGGAGGAGGAGGGGAGUCGCACUAAAGAAGCACGCAGUCUUAUUGGAUGACAAAGACGUGGGCGGAUGUACGGUGACGUUGCCCAUAGCGGGGAUUAACUUGUUUAUGUCGCCAUCUCUACCGCAAUUAUAACACCGGACAGCUAGAACACACGACAGCACAUAUACUUUAGAAAGAUAAUCAUAUCUUUCUUUAAGUUUAAUUAGACCGUAUACAGCGGUGUACAAGUCUGUGUAGUCGACAUUGCGCAAACAGAAGCGGGGGGCUAUGGUGUACAGUAGUAGCGCACAGGUUGUGAAGGUGCACGAGGAUGAAAACUGGGGAACGCAGGAUGAGGUUACUUGGUUGAUAACUUGUGAAUGAAAUGGGGGCCGAUGCUAGUAAAAGCAACAAGAGGCCUGCCCUGGAGCAGGAGGACGGCCAGUGCUCCUCAGGCUGGCGGGGGUUCCUCUCCAGCGUGGGUCUGUCUCUCCCAGCUGGCCUGUGUCGCCUGGCCCCCUCAGCCCUGCGUCUGGGCCACCGCCGGAUGCUCCAAGACAAGGCCCCCUCCAUACCGGAGCACGUGCUGGGCCUGGGGGCGGUGGGGCCUGACAAGCUGAGGGCCGAGUGGAGCCUGCCCGGCUUCGUCUCCAUGUUUCUGCCUGAGUUCCCCCACAGAACGGUGCCUGGGCACGAACACUUCCAGGUGCUGGGUUAUAUAGCCAAAGGCUCUUUUGGGCCCAUUCUGAAGGUUAAGGACAAAACCAAACAGAAAACCUAUGCCGUCAAAAUGAUUCCCAAGUCAGAGAUUCUAAGACUCGGCGUUCUGGAACAGUCAAAAGAGGAGGUGAUUGUACAGCGUCAGGUGCAUCACCCAUUCGUCCAUGACCUCCAGGACUGCUGGCAGACACAGCGACACCUCUACAUUAUGUGUGACUACUGCAGCACGGGAGACCUGUACACUUACUGGGUGAUGAUUGGCCAGUUUGGAGAAGCCACAGUGAGGGUUUUUGCAGCCGAGUUGGGCUGUGCUCUUGGUUUUCUCCAUGACUUUGGAAUCAUCCACAGAGAUGUAAAGAUGGAGAAUAUCUUGCUGACAGAGAACGGACACCUCCGUCUAGCAGACUUUGGCCUGUCCCGGCGCCUGGAGAGAGGAGGAAGAGCCUUCACCAUCUGUGGAACCAUCCAGUACAUGGCCCCAGAGGUGCUGAGUGGGGGACCCUACAGCCACGCAGCUGAUUGGUGGUCGCUGGGCAUCCUGCUCUUCUCAUUGGCUACUGGGAAGUUCCCGGUGCCUCCGGAGCCAGACCACUGCAGUAUGCUGAGGAGGGUGAGGUGUUUCCCCUACGAGAUGCCCCUCAGCUUCAGCCCCCCGCUGGCUCUGCUCCUAACAGAGCUACUGUGUAAGACGCCAACCCGCCGCCUGAGGACCCUGGAGCGUUUUAAACGCCAGACUUUCUUCUUCGGUUCCACCUUCGACCUUGUCCUGCUUCAACGCCAACCCGUAGAGGUGAUCCUGGAGCUGAGGGAGAGACCAGACAGAGCAGCCAAAGCCCGACGAGGCCUCACUCUGUCCCUGCAGCCCCUCAAGGGCUUCGACUACGACGGCCUUCUCAGCCCCCCCGCCACGCCCGACACGCACCUGGACCCCGACGGGCACGCUCCCACGUGGGACGACACCCCCCUUCCCGGCCCCCACUGGAGCCCGCAGGAGCCAGCGCCCCAGGGGAACCUCCCAAAGAAGGAAGUGUUUGUGUGAGAAGACCGUCCGGAACCCUUUGACGAGUAUCGCCUCACGGUGGUUUACAUGUAUGCAUGGCAUGACUCUCACUCUCGCACACAGACACACACUCACGCCGUGUCCUAUUGAAGACUCUUUCCUACAUGCUGCCUGAGAUGUGUGGCUUCUCCGAUCAUGAGGGAUACGUAGAAUACACUGGAAGCUCUGAGCUCAGAUGUGUCUAAAAUUAGACCGGCAAAUCCUCAUUGACUGAAGAUAUACCAAAAUAAUGUUCUAUAUAUGCAGGCAACUGCAGCAUGACCCACCCAGAACCUCCCCUCCUGACAGGUGACUUCCUGUUUCUUUUCCCCGCCCCUUUGCGUCCAACCUCUUUUGCAAUUGAGAAAGCAUUGGCCAAUGAUUUAAAGGGGUGUGUGUUGCCCACACCUCUGAUAUCUACACACUCAAACACACAUAUUCAGGUUUUAACACGGUAAUAUUGUUUACUUCCAGCGUGAAUUUUUUGGACCUAGGACUAGGGCUUUGGAUGAGCCAUACUGUAGCACCUCUAUGCACUUGCCUGACUGAUUAUUUUCAGAUUUUAUAAAAGACUGCCCUAAUGUGAACCCAGUAUGCCUAUUACACCUGAUCCUGGUCUUACUUAUAUGUCAUUAGAAUGCUUGUUUAUAAGAUUACCUGUGGGAUUUAUUUAGAGUAUUAUGGAUGCAAUUCUGUUUGGAUCAGUGUUUUUAAGUGGUUAUUGCCAGAUGUUUAACUCAGUAUUUUUCUAAUUAUAUACUGGUAACUCAGAUGGAAAUAUUAAACUGUUUA